Molecule: messenger RNA, 1616 nt
Organism: Oncorhynchus masou masou (cherry salmon)
Lineage: Eukaryota; Metazoa; Chordata; Actinopteri; Salmoniformes; Salmonidae
Product: zinc finger protein 229-like
Exons: 6
Coding region: 342-1565 (407 amino acids)
Biological process (GO): regulation of transcription by RNA polymerase II
Cellular component (GO): nucleoplasm
Molecular function (GO): RNA polymerase II cis-regulatory region sequence-specific DNA binding; DNA-binding transcription repressor activity, RNA polymerase II-specific
Source: RefSeq, a predicted model, not a curated record
UCUGUCUCAUUGUUCUAUCUGUGAUUUUGGUGUUGGCUCUGUAACUAUCAAACGUUAGUUACCUAACUGCCAUGAGCUUGCGUUCCUUCAAUGCCUAUGGUAUUUCUUUGUUCGAAUAUCCUCAUACAGUAAAUGCUACAUCUUAUAUCUCGAAAGUAUUAAACUUGUUAUUAGAACCGUCAUUGAAAGAGACAACAUCCAACAGUAGCUAGCCUGCUAACGUUAGCUAGCUAGCUUCCUAGCCUUUUGCUGAGCUGGAUCGUAACACUGACCCACCGAAACAAAAGUACCUAAAUGUUAUGAACUCGUAACUGUACCUAGCUACACAUAGACAAUUUGCUAUGAUGUCUGAAGCCAUCGUAACCUUCCAGUCUCAGCUCUCCGGAGUCAUGGAGACGGUAUUCAAGGCUGCUAUGUACGAGAUCACAAGGCUGGUGGAGGAUAGCUUCCUGAAGGAGAUGUCCCGCAGCCGGGAGCAGGUCGAGUCGCUGAAGAAGCGGCUACAGUGGUCGGAGAACAGACGCAGGGACAGAGAGGGAGACCAGAGGGGGAAGUGUGCAGACUGUGGAAGAGCUGACGGAAGCCAAGGAGAAGCUCUGGAACCUCACAGACAGAGGGUGAAUGGGUGUGGAGAGGGGGCGUGGCCUGAAGCAGGAGAAGGGGCCGAUGGUUCAGACGUCUCGGGGCCCAGUAAGAGUUUUAUUCAGCAGGAUCUACAGCGGUGCCAGGAUGACUGGGCUUCUGGUCUAGAGCAGCAUCCUGAACCACCGGGCCCAGAGGGAGACCCCAGCCAACCUCUCUACCGCCCCCGCUACAGCAUGGAGGAACUGGGGGUCGGCUUUGAGAAGUCUGGUUACGGCAGUAGUGGUAGUGGCGACCAUCUUCUAGACAUGGAAGGGCUGGAUAGGCUUCCUGGUUCUCCGUCUCGUCUGGGGGGGCUGAGCUACAGAGCUGCAAGUCACUACCAGGUGGACCUGGGGGAGGGUUACCUGCAGGACUCAGCGUCGUGUACCCAGAACAUGGUGUCCCAGAGUCAGGGUAACAGAGCCGGCCACAGGGGGCUAACCUCCAUCCACUCUGGAAGCUCAGCCCACAACAACACAGAGAGCCUGUAUGGUGCCGCUGACGACUUGGACUCUUUAAACCUCAGAGAUCGUUCACAGAGCAGGGUCUGGGCCUCCUACUCCUGCACCCAGUGCGGUAAGACCUUCACCCAGGCCUGCAACCUCAAGGUCCACCAGCGAGUCCACCAGGCCAAGGGACUCCACCUCUGCAGCCACUGCGGCAAGGGCUUCACCUCCUUCUCCGACCUGAAGAGGCACAAGUGCAGCCAGACCACAGACAAGCCCUACUGCUGCUCCAUCUGUGGGAACAAGUUCAGUCGGCUCUGGAACCUGAAGGUGCAUCAGCGCAUUCACACGCAGGAGAAACCCCACUGCUGCAAUAUGUGUGACAAGAGCUUCACACGGGCAGACAUUUUGAAAGUGCACUGCGCACCCACACUGGGGAGAGACCGUGCUGCUGUUCUGUGUGUGGACUCAGCUUCAAACGACUGGCACAUCUGAAGUCACACCAGCGCAAACACAGGCCAAAUCACCUGGACUGAUUUUUUUAUU